UUUGCGAAACGAAGCAAAUUUUUGAUAAAACUUCUAGAAUGAAAUUGAGCUAAUAUUUUAUUUCUGGAUAAUCAUGAAUUCAGUUUUAUCUAGAAUUAUUAUCCAUUUUCUUUCAAAAAUAUUAUCUAAACUUAAUAUUUUUUGUACUAUAUAAAUAAAAUUGCGUGGUAGGAAAUUUGACCUAAAUCUGUGUUGAUCGAUUUUAGGUUCUUUCUCAAAACGCAUUUUACAACUAGGGAAGAGAAUUUGAAGAAGUUUUGUUUUGGUAAAACUGGAUCUCUCUAUUGAUCUCCUUUUUAGUUGAUUUCGUUUUAUAUAUCCAUUCUUCAUCUCCAAAUAUGGUUCAAGCUAGAAAUCAGAUUAUGUUGUUUCAUCAAAUGGACAAAAUAUCGACACCAUGCGCGGCAUGCAAGCAGCUGAGGAGAAAAUGCACAAAAGAUUGUGUGUUUGCGCCUUACUUCCCCACGACCAAACAAGAAAACUACGAAGCGGUCCACAAGGUAUUCGGUGCAAGCCAUGUGGCUACACUUAUCAACGAUCUGCACCCAUUGAAGAGAGAAUUUGCCAUGAACAGCCUCGCUUGGGAGGCACGAGUUCGUGUCAAAGAUCCGGUCUAUGGCUGCACGGCUAUCAUUGACCGCCUCGAAAGUCAGCUUAAAGACUCGGAAGAACAACUCGCGAUGGUCAAGAACGAGCUCGCCUCUUACGGUAUCGUCCCGACAUGUGUGCCAUCGCCUCCGAUGAUGUAUCAGCAAAUGCAUAACAAUCCUAUGACGAUAUCGGAAUAUACACCUAACAAUGGUGGUUUUUUAACGGGUCAACAGUUACAUGACGAGGCACAACGUUUUGUAUCCACACAACGCGCUCAAAUGCAGCAAACGCAAGAGACGCAGACGCAGCACAAUGAGAUUGACCGUGACUAAAAUGUCGUAUCAAAGAUUUGAACCAUGCUUUACAUUUAAUCAUAUAGUCUUGAUAACAAUGGUAACCUUUUUUAAUUUUUUUAAA
This is a messenger RNA of Arabidopsis lyrata subsp. lyrata, 1008 nucleotides long. Its product is annotated as LOB domain-containing protein 28. The record is from RefSeq and is a predicted model, not a curated record. The coding region runs from base 339 to 923 and encodes 194 amino acids. Lineage: Eukaryota; Viridiplantae; Streptophyta; Magnoliopsida; Brassicales; Brassicaceae. The transcript has 2 exons.